This is a messenger RNA of Mucor mucedo, 651 nucleotides long. RefSeq lists its product as uncharacterized. The record is from RefSeq and is a predicted model, not a curated record. Gene Ontology annotation, cellular component: nucleus; chromatin. The transcript has 6 exons. NCBI's taxonomy places the organism in Eukaryota, Fungi, Mucoromycota, Mucoromycetes, Mucorales, Mucoraceae. Gene Ontology annotation, biological process: nucleosome assembly. Gene Ontology annotation, molecular function: chromatin binding; histone binding. Bases 1 to 651 code for a protein of 216 amino acids.
AUGUCAGCCGAAGAUCUUAUUAACGAUGAUUUCAUGAUCCUUGAUGAAGAGACCAUGAAGGUUGCUGAAGAAGUCAGUGCCAUUCAACGUAAGCUUAUGGAACCUAUUUGGUACAAGCGUCGUGAAAUGGUCAAGAAGAUCCCAAACUUUUGGGGUCAAACCAUUGGGAACUCUCCCUUGUUCGGUAUUGAACCUACCGAGAACGAUAUUGAAGCCUUGGAGAACUUGACUGAUUUACACGUUGAAUAUGAUAGUGAAAAGCCUAACUACCGUAAGGUUACCGCCACUUUCAAAAACAAUGAUGUCUUCAAGAACCAAACUUUAGUCAAGGAAUUCUCUGUUGAUCCUGAGGAUAAUGCCGAUGUUAUCUCCAAGUCCACUAUUGAAUAUCACGAAAACAAGGCUCCCAAUAAUAAGCGUAAGGCUGAUCAAGAUGACGAUUUUGCCGUGUCCUUCCUUGAAUGGUUCGGUGAUGACGAUGUUCGUGUUGGUGUCAUCCUUAGUGAGGAUAUCUUUCCCAAUGCCGUCGAAUAUUUCCAAGGCCCCGAAGAGGAGGAUGAUGAUGAGGAUGAUGAGGAUAUUGAGCUCGGUAGCGAUGAAGACUCUGAUGACGAUGAAGAGGUUCCUCAAAGCAAAAAGUCCAGAAAGUAG